AUGUGUCUGAUAUAUGUUAACAAUCAUUAAGAUUCUCAGUGACCUAAAUGGAAACGUGGCAGGAUACAAAAUGGCGGCCUAUUUGUACGUUAUAGACAUGCACAGCAAGCAGAUCAUGAAAUGGCUGCAGCUGUUGUCACUGAUGAAUUCAUGAAUCAGACCAAGCUGGGUGGAGACUGAAUUGAGGCUGUGUAGUUAGGAGGAAAUAGAGGGCUGACUUGCUGAACAAAUUCUAGUUGGCGCUGUUGUACUGUAGUUCUAAUUGGUGUCUAAGACAGAUAGUUUAGAUGAAGCCUAGAGGGGGGAGACGGGACUGGAACUGUAGGAGUCAUUGCUGCAGUAUUACCAUGCAUAAUUGGCCCUGUGUGAUUUUUAACUUGAAAUUAAAAUCUAAAAAGCUCUUUAUAAUAAUUGUUAUCUUGUUUAUUCCAGGUUUUUCAAAUCAUCACACAGCAGCUUUGCUGUAAUUGAUAAAGACACCAUCUAUUUGUCCAGACAAAUUGACAACAAAGUACUAAAACUUGACCAAAAUGAGCUGCUCAAACACAGAGAUGUUGUUGGGGGACUCUCUGUCCCCAUUCAGCCAGCAGUGUUUGGUGGCUGAUAUAGGUCUGGGGCUCUUAGAUGACUACUUGGAGGUGGCCAAGAACGUCAGUUCACAUGGGUUCUCCAGCGCUAAGGCUAAAGUGGGCUUCUCCGAUUCGCUGGAUGUGGACAGUUGGAAUAAUGCCACAGACAGCAACCAGGAGGAUGCCUUUUCUGGCAUGGAUUGGAUGGUGGAGAAGAUGGACCUGAAGGAGUUUGACUUUGAUGCGCUGUUAGGUAUUGAUCUGGAAGCCACCGUCUCCCCAGAUUUGCUCAUGGCCACGUUGGAAGACACGUGUGAUGUGCUUGACCCGCCCAUUGAAGAAAUUCCCAACAAAGAAAGUUUAUUAAUGCCAGAACCAAUUAACCAAUCCCCCAGGUCUCCUGAAGCAGACCAGGUGGCCCCAUUGACUACAUUGUUGCCAUUUCCAGUACCCCAAGGGCCAUUGAUUUCUACUGUUGACCAUUCAUUCAGUUUAGAGCUAGGUAGUGAAGUAGACAUUCUUGAAGGAGACAAGAAAACAGAAACCCCCACUACUUUAGUGUUUCCCAAGCGUGAAAAAGAGGAUGAAGUACAUUCUGACAAUGAUAGUGGAAUAUGUAUGAGCCCAGAGUCUUACCUAGAGUCACCUCAACGAAGUCCUGCCACUUCUACUAGUUCCCUCAGUGAUAACCAAUCAGUUACAAUCCAACUUGAUGUUUCUGUUAGGCCCAAGCCUUAUGAUCGCCCUCCAGGAAUCUUAAUAUUAAAGAUUAAAGAAGAAAAGAGAGUAGAUAAGAAACAGAAGAAGAUGGAGCAGAAUAAGACAGCUGCCACACGAUAUAGACAGAAGAAAAGGGCAGAGCAAGAAGCUUUAUCAGGAGAGUGUAGAGAACUAGAGCAAAAAAAUGAAGCCCUGACAGCGAAAGUUGAUUCCCUGAGCAAAGAAAUUAAAUAUUUAAAAGAUCUGAUUCAAGAAGUCCGCAAAGCUAAAGAUAAAAAGGUUAAAGCCCCAGAAUAGAAUAGUGGAGUAGGAGUUACAUGCAUGUAUAUUGCUUACUGCAAACAUCUAUGUUUAAUGCUUAAUAAAUUAUUUUUUAAUUUGGA
This is a messenger RNA of Thamnophis sirtalis, 1672 nucleotides long. Lineage: Eukaryota; Metazoa; Chordata; Lepidosauria; Squamata; Natricidae. The record is from RefSeq and is a predicted model, not a curated record.